Prorocentrum cordatum is the source of this 1807-nucleotide messenger RNA. NCBI's taxonomy places the organism in Eukaryota, Dinophyceae, Prorocentrales, Prorocentraceae. The record is from the annotation of a GenBank genome assembly.
GCCCGACCGACGCGCCUCGGGGCACGACAGGGAGGAACUGCGCACGAGGACGCGGAUGGUGGAGCAGGCGGAGAAGGACGAGCGUAGAAAAAAACGUCCUGUCUGACUGGGGGGCAGAUCAAUCCGCGAUUCCACAGGGGAGUGGCGAGAGACAGCGAAGCAACAUUAGAUACCAAGGCGGCGCCGACGACAGCGGGAGGACAGCCCGCGCCACUCGCCCCAAACAGUCUCCACUUCGUCUCGCAGUAAGCAGGCGCACGUGAGUCUCGAAUACAGGUGGCUCCUGAUCCCAACGCACUCCGAGAAAAACUCCACGGACCUGGCAUCAGCAGCUGUCGUACCUCCAGUCGAGCGAAGGGGAUGGGGGCCAGCAGGGCCACGCUUAGAGGACGCCGAAUGAACGCGGAGGGGAACGACAUCAUAUUCCCCCAAGAUUGCCGGAAUACCUUUGCAACGGCAUCCGAAAUCAACUGAGUAUUCUGCACAGCCAGCGUACCAAACAAAAUGGUAAAUUGUUGAAGAACUUCCACAUGGAUGGCAACCUGAUCCGUCACGUCAGGAGCCAGAGUCCCAUGUGCAGACCCGGAGCGCAGUUGUACCACAUCGGCAUGUACCUCAACCGCGAGGCGUUCGAGACGGGAGACUCCUACCUCGGCAAGCGACUCCGUGACAACCGCGAGGGCGUCUACGAGCGUGCCUGCGCGGAUCGAGGUCAUGGAAUCGCAAACCUAAUCCCGCGAGCGUUGACAAUCUGCCGGCAGUCGAUCCAAAGGCGGUCCAAUGGCUUCGAUCUAAACUUCAAGAGGGCAGCACCCGACGGAGCUCGUAACUUCGCAAUCUCCGAAUAAACAUAAUUGCGAGCCGCGGCCAUGUUCCUCGUGAGGGAGUCAGUGGGCUUCGCGGUGUGACAGCGAAACAAUCCACACAUAAUCAAACUUCGUGUUCAGCAUGGCGAGCGAGGGAACCUCCACAAUGUAUAGCCAAAGAUCGGACGUCUGCUUCUAACCCAAUUGGCGAUGAUCGUCGGCACGGGAGGCCGCCGCAAUAUCCUUACCAUGAAGAUCAUCCACGCGUUGUUGCACGUCACGCUGAAGAGGGUGCACCUUGUCGGCAAGGAGAGUACUCGAAAUCAUCGAUCUUGUCGGCGAUCUCCACCGAACAAUUGUCCAGGCGCUGAUCGAGACCACGAUCCACGAGCAUUGUGGAAACAAUGAUUUCUAAGUCGCUGAGCUUUGUAAAUUGGCGCUCGGACUUCUGCUCAACAGCCUGCGCGACCAAGUAGCCAUUGCUCGCCUCGCGACAAGAAUCAUAACAUUCGCCCAGACACACAGACCACCUGUCAGCAAUCGACCACAGUUGAUCGAUCUGGUGCUGAAGCCGGCAGGGCCCCAACAGAAGCAGUGCCGGCACCAAACGGGUCAGAGCCAAGAUGGCCCAUAGGGAUAGCACAGGGGAAGCCAGAUUCGGGAAUGCCCUCUUCACCCGGGACAAACUCGGGAGCAUCACCGCGCAGACCACGCGUUCCCCCAAGACGGCGGCGAAGCCGAAGGCAAAACACUGGCGCUCCACGCUCGCCCCGCUGCCGUCGGGGAGCAGGCAAUGAUGACGCGCAGCAGCCGCAGCACGAAAGGAGCGCCGAUCACGCUGGGAAACCCGCCGCCCCCCGAUGCACGUGCCCUUCUCCAGCCGCCUGACACUGGUCGCGAGGCAGUUGUACUUCAUUGUGCGGCACAUCGGCUGGCCACGUAGCCCACCAGCGAAGAGAAGACAUGCCGACGCGCGCGGGCCCCAGGAAGGAUGGCUAGAG